UUGGCAAGCUUUUCCGCUCUCCCUCAUGUGCCAUCAGCUGGCUCCAGAUCAGUUUUUAUUUUGGCAGCAUGGAGAACGCCAAGAACGGCCCCCCCAAGACCUUGAAAUACAAGCCGCUUGUUCGCAUUGGGAUUGCCGUCCUGGUGCUGCACACAGUCUGCUGGUUGGGAUGGAAUGCGGUGAAUCCUGGAGCAGAGUCUAGCAAUGCGGCGGCCACAGCCAAUGCCCAUCAUGAACGCUUGCGGGCGGCCAUCGAACAGAAGUGACCUGACUGUGACGUAAUGGCCAACAAGUUUUGAUAAAUGUGAACUGAUAUGUGAUUAUAACAGUAAACAAGAAGUGCAAUUAACCGAAAAAUGGAACAGAAAUGAAUUUGUGUGGAAGGAACAUAGAGAGAGAGAGAGGGAGGGAGAGAUCAACAAAGUGCAAGAAGCUUUUCCGCUCUCGAUCUCUAUGAAAUGCUUGCUUAAA
This is a messenger RNA of Drosophila miranda, 471 nucleotides long. RefSeq lists its product as uncharacterized. NCBI's taxonomy places the organism in Eukaryota, Metazoa, Arthropoda, Insecta, Diptera, Drosophilidae. The coding region runs from base 69 to 266 and encodes 65 amino acids. The transcript has a single exon. The record is from RefSeq and is a predicted model, not a curated record.